AUGCGACCUCGCAGGCCCGAACUCGAGCCCGUCAGACUCGCCGCCAACGCUGCUACUCCUGGACACGCCUUCUUUGAGCAGCUCAUUGACCAUGACCACCCCGAGAAGGGCACUUUUCAGCAGAGAUAUGCCUGGAACGGAGAGUUCUACAAGGGUCCUGGGUCUCCCAUUAUCCUGAUGGGACCUAACGAGAGUGCUUUGGAUGGUUUCGAGGGAUACACGACCAACAAGACUCUUCCUGGUGUCAUUGCCCAGGAACUUGGUGCUGGUGCUUUGAUCAUUGAGCACCGCUACUGGGGACAGAGCUCGCCCUUCGACACUCUCAACACUGAGAACAUGCAGUAUCUCACUCUGGAGCAGUCAGUCAAGGAUCUCGUCUACUUUGCUCAAAACGUCGUUCUCCCCUUCGACCAGAACCGCACCAGCACCCCCGACAAGGCCCCCUGGGUCCUCGCUGGCUGCUCCUACAGCGGUGCGCUCACAGGCUGGGUGCAGGAUCUUGCCCCCGGAACCUUCUGGGCAUACUCAUGCUCCAGCCCCGUCGUCGAGGCCGUUGACGAGCUGUGGAGGUACUUUGAGCAGGUCAAGCUUGCUAUGCCCAAGAACUGCUCUUCGGAUUAUGCCCAAGUUAUCCAGCAUGUGGACCAGGUGCUGCUGGGACGCAACCAGAAGGCCAAGGAUGACCUCAAGGCUCUGUUCGGAUUGGCUGAUCUCGAGCACGACGAUGACUUUGCCGCUGCGCUGAACAAUGGAUUGUAUACAUGGCAGAGCGUGCUGUUCUCUGAUGCCUCCAACCCGCUGCUCGUCAUGUGCGACUAUGUCGAGAACGUGUGGCCUGGCAGCACUUCUCCUGUCCCUGGAGCCAAGGGAGUUGGCCUGACAAAGGCCCUGGCUGGAUAUGCCAAGUGGUUCACCUCUGUCAGCUUGCCUGGAUCUUGCUCUGGUUAUGGAUACUGGUCGAACCCCAACGACACAUCCUGCUACGACACCUACAACGCAACGAGCCCCCUGUUCACUGACCUCACUGUCGAGAACACUGCCAACCGUCAGUGGUUCUGGUACCUCUGCAACGAGCCCUUCAAGUGGUGGCAGGUUCGCGGCCAGGGCAACCUCGUCUCCCGCCUUGUCAACGAGCCCUACUUUGAGCGCCAGUGCAACCUCUUCUUCCCUCGCGAGGGCAAAUACACCUACGGCAUCGCCAAGGGCGUUACCACCCACCACGUCAACCAGGUCACCGGCGGCUGGCGCAACGUCAACACGCACCGUCUGCAGUGGACUGCGGGAGAGUUCGACCCCUGGAGGCCCGCGACCGUCAUGGCUGAGAACCGACCUGGCGGCCCGCUGCAGUCGACGCCCGAGCACCCCGUGUUUGUGGUUCCUGGAGCGGCGCACUGCGGAGAUAUGCUGGUGAGGAACGCCAAUGCGAAUGCGGGCGUGAAGAAGAUCUUUGAUGCCCAGGUUGCGAAUGUCAAGCAGUGGGUGCAGGAGUUUUAUGAGGAGAAGGGGGGUAAGCCACACUAUUAG
Molecule: messenger RNA, 1524 nt
Organism: Trichoderma virens Gv29-8
Lineage: Eukaryota; Fungi; Ascomycota; Sordariomycetes; Hypocreales; Hypocreaceae
Exons: 4
Coding region: 1-1524 (507 amino acids)
Biological process (GO): proteolysis
Molecular function (GO): serine-type exopeptidase activity; dipeptidyl-peptidase activity
Source: RefSeq, a predicted model, not a curated record